Dendrobium catenatum is the source of this 1132-nucleotide messenger RNA. RefSeq names its product protein YIF1B-B. The record is from RefSeq and is a predicted model, not a curated record. Gene Ontology annotation, cellular component: endoplasmic reticulum membrane; COPII-coated ER to Golgi transport vesicle; Golgi membrane. Bases 95 to 898 code for a protein of 267 amino acids. The transcript has 5 exons. Gene Ontology annotation, biological process: endoplasmic reticulum to Golgi vesicle-mediated transport. Lineage: Eukaryota; Viridiplantae; Streptophyta; Magnoliopsida; Asparagales; Orchidaceae.
UUUGUAGAAAUUUCCAGGAUAUUCUUCUAUGGAUUGAUUCCCUUGAUGAAUAUUAUUAUAAUCUUGAAACAAAGUUCGGGAAUGGUCAGAAGUGAUGUAUAGUACUAUGGGAGGCCAAACUGGGGUUACCGGGACUCCACAAAAUCCUCAACCCAAUCCUUUUGGGAAUACAUUCUACGGAGCAGGAUCUGGGCUCAUCCGAAGUGGUCUAGAAGCAUAUGGAGAGAGAUUUUUGGGCUCAAGCUCCGAAUUCAUGCAAAGCAAUAUCAGUAGGUACUUCUCUAAUCCACAAUACUAUUUUCAAGUGAAUGAUCAGUAUGUGAGGAACAAGUUGAAAGUUGUUUUGUUUCCCUUCCUACACAGGGGACAUUGGACGAGAAUAACUGAGCCAGUUGGUGGCAGGUUGUCAUACAAACCUCCUGUAUAUGACAUCAAUGCUCCAGAUUUGUAUAUUCCUUUGAUGGCCUUUGGCACCUACAUAAUUCUCGCAGGCUUUUCUUUGGGUCUAAUGGGGAGGUUUAGCCCCGAAGCUUUGAGCCUGCAGUUUACUAGAGGUUUGGUCGGCUGGGUUCUACAAGUAAUGCUACUGAAGGGUUUGCUGUAUUCCUUAGGAAGCGGCGAGGCUCCUCUUUUUGACAUAGUUGCCUAUGGUGGGUAUGCUUAUACUGGAAUUUGCAUUGGCGUGCUUGCGAGGCUUUGUUGGAGCUACUCAUAUUACUUUGUGAUGCCUUUGAUGAGUUUGUGUAUGGGGGUUUUCUUGGUGAAAACCAUGAAGAGGGUGCUUUUCUCUGAGAUGAGGACAUAUGAAAAGCGUUCAAGCAGGCAACACUAUGUCUUGCUCUUCAUGGCCCUAGCACAGUUUCCUUUGUUCUUCUGGCUGGGCAAUCUUGGGCUUUGAAUACCUGUAACUCUUAUUGUUCUCUUAGGCUACUUUUUUAACUUAAAUAUGUUAUAUGUAAAAUCCAAUGACUGGUUUCCAGUACUAGAAAUUAGAAGAAAAAAUAAGGCUUUUGGAUUAUUAACUGCAUUUGGUGUAUUAUAUAUCCUAAAGACCUGUUUGUAUUGUCAAGUUAUUUCUUGGAAUCUAUAGUAAUGCCUGAUAUAGUUUUGAGAAGAAAAUACCUUUUUAAUA